UGCAGAGGUUCCGGAGCACCCGCCAUAGCCUCUCACUGUCGCCGCCGCCGCCAUUCGCACCAAGGGCUGCCCCGCGGGGCGCGGAGGAUGGAACCAGCUUUGGCAAGAGAGAAGAGCAUCCAGAGGGUGAUUUCCCAGCUCUAGAAACGAUGGAAAAUCCCAAUUAUGCCAACACUCCUGCACCACUCCUCCUUUUCCCUCACUUUUCCCAGGAUUUCCCCUCAGAUUUCCUGUGAUUUUCGACAGCUUUAAAGCCUCAAAUCCCAUUUUUUAGCAGUUUUUGCUGGUUGGUUUUUUUUUAGGAGGGAUAACACCUGCUUCAAACUUCCUUGGCUCAGCCAGGAAAUUUUUUCCAGCCUGCAUGGACAGAGCAACCUUUGCCUGUUCCACCGCUUUUUUCCGGGAUUUUGGGAAUUCUGCUCCAGGUGCUCUUCCCGGGGGCCACGUGGAUUUUAUUGACAAAGCUGAUUCCUUCACUUACUCGGAUUUUUUUCGGGAUUAUCUCAUUCCCAACCAUCCCUGCAUUUUCUCAGCCAAGUUCACCGAGGAUUGGGGCAGCAGGAAAACUUGGGUGACGUGGGAUGGGAAACCCAACUUUGAGCAUCUCCUGCAGAAGUUUGGAGAAGCCGUGGUGCCCGUUGCCAACUGUGAUGUCAAGGAAUACAAUUCCAACCCCAAGGAGCAGCUGCCCUUCAAGGAAUUUGUGGAAUACUGGCGGGAAUACAUCAGGAAUGGCCACCGCUCCUCCCGUGGCUGCCUCUACCUCAAGGACUGGCACCUGAGCAGAGCUUUCCCAGACCAGGAUGUUUACACUACGCCCGUGUAUUUUUCCUCGGAUUGGCUCAACGAAUAUUGGGAUGCUGUGGCCGUGGAUGAUUUUCGCUUUGUCUACAUGGGACCCAAGGGAUCCUGGACUCCGUUCCAUGCCGACGUCUUCCGCUCGUACAGCUGGUCGGCCAACGUGUGCGGCAGGAAGAAAUGGCUGCUGUACCCUGCAGGACAGGAGGAAUUCCUCAAGGAUUGCCACGGGAACCUCCCCUUUGACGUGACAGCUCCGGAUCUUCGGGAUAAGAGGAUUUAUCCGCGCUACAGCCAGAGCCAACCCCCUCUGGAAAUUAUCCAGGAAGCCGGAGAGAUCGUCUUCAUUCCCAGCGGAUGGCACCACCAGGUUUAUAACCUGGAAGACACCAUUUCCAUCAACCACAACUGGGUGAACGGCUGCAACGUGGCCGUCAUGUGGAGCUUCCUGCAGGACGAGCUGGCGGCCGUGCAGCGGGAAAUCAGCCAGUGGAAAGAUCCCAUGGAUGACUGGCACCUCCAGUGCCAGCUGAUCAUGAAAUCCUGCACGGGCAUCGACUACAAGGAAUUCUACAACUUCCUCAAAGUCAUCGCGGAAAACCGGAUCUCCAUCUUGGAGAAGGGCCUGGAUGAGGAAUCCUCAUCCCAGAACAAUUCCAAAGCCGCCAUCUCCACCUUGGGAAUGUUGCACGCCGUCUUCGACCUCAAGAGGACGGUGAAGGUGCUGAGCUCGUUAAGCGCUAACGAGGAUUUCCGGAAGCUGGAUCUGAGUUCCCUCUCUCCUUCUCCGGAGGCUCUGCUCCAGCUCCUGGAGUCGGCCAUUGACACAGCCCUGCUCUGAAUUCCUGCUUUUCCAAGCUUCUUUCCAAAGGGUUUGGAGGGAAAGGACUUGGACAAAAGAGAACAUUUAGGAAGGAGGGAGAACGUUCCCAAAGUUCUGAGCGGUUUGGAGGAAUUACAGAAGAAACAAUCCCAACCAAAGGAAAAUCCCAAACUUCCUUAGGAUUCUGAACAUCUCUCAGGGAAAGAAUUCCCUAUGGAUCAGGUCUAGUGUUGAAAUGAAGCAAAUUCCCUGUGCUUAAGCUCAGCUUUGUUAAAACCUCUUGACUUCCAGGUACAGCUCAGCUUUUCCAUCCUUAUUUUAGGGAAUUCCAGCUAGUGAAGCUUCCAUGGAAGCCUGAGCUGGAGCCAGCACCUGGAAUCGGCCAUCAACACAGCUCUACUUUGAAUUCCUGCUUUUCCAAGCUUUUAUCCAAAAAUUUUGAAGGAAACAGACUUGGACAAGAGCUUUACUUCAGGAGGAGGGAGAACAUUCCCAAAGUUCUGAGCAGUUUGGAGGAAUUACAGAAGAAACAAUCCCAACCAAAGGAAAAUCCCAAACUUCCUUAGGAUUCUGAGCAUCACUCAGGGAAAGAAUUCCCUAUGGAUCAAGUCUGGAAGUGGAAUGAAGCAAAUUCCCUGUGCUUAAGCUCAGCUCUGUUAAACCUCUCCUCUUCCAGGUGCAGCUCAGCUUUUCCAUCCUUUUUUAGGGAAUUCCAAUGGAUGAAUUCCAUGGAAUUCCUGGAGCUGGAGCCUGUAUUUGGGAAUGUUGAUUCCAUGUCUUCCAAAGCCGAGAAGCUCAGGAUAAUUUAGUUUAAUUAAACUCCAAGCCUUGACUCAUCCCAAUAAAAAGCAGGAAUGGGAAUGUGCUCCCACAGUUCCAGGCUCCAUCCCAAGGCCCAGCAUUCCCUCCAGGAAAAAUCGGAUCCAGCACUCCCCGCAUGGUUCCACAGCACAAUUCCCACCCAGAAUGGCACCAGAUAUUCCCAAUGGAACAUCCCUCUCCUGCUUUUCCUUGGAAAAAAAAAUAAAAAAUAAAAACCUGGAAGCACAAAUGGCUGCACACUGUUACCUUCAGGCCUCACUUGAAUUCUUCCUGAAAUAAAAACCGAGAAAAACUUGGAAUUUCGGGAAGUUUUAGGAAACUGAAAAUCCACGUCGUUUUCCAGAGAAUUCCUUGGAAUUUUUAACCCUCCCCUUGCACUUUGCAUGUCCUUUUCCAGGAGGAAAUUUGCAUUUUUUUCCUAAAAAUAUCAAGGAGCUGCUUUUCCUGUAUUUAGAAAUUUCCCAGAUUCCUGAAGACGACAAAGAUUGGAAUAAUGAGCACGUGGAGCCUGGAAUUUCUUCAAAAUUCCAAGAGUUUUAUUUAAAUAAAAAUUCCUGGCAAACUUCCA
Messenger RNA from Catharus ustulatus (Swainson's thrush), 3011 nucleotides. It is a transcript of the gene JMJD4, whose product is annotated as jumonji domain containing 4. NCBI's taxonomy places the organism in Eukaryota, Metazoa, Chordata, Aves, Passeriformes, Turdidae. Gene Ontology annotation, cellular component: nucleus; cytoplasm. The record is from RefSeq and is a predicted model, not a curated record. The transcript is spliced from 7 exons. Gene Ontology annotation, molecular function: histone H4R3 demethylase activity; sequence-specific DNA binding. Bases 362 to 1639 code for a protein of 425 amino acids. Gene Ontology annotation, biological process: protein hydroxylation; negative regulation of gene expression; positive regulation of translational termination.